Molecule: messenger RNA, 7678 nt
Organism: Fukomys damarensis (Damara mole-rat)
Lineage: Eukaryota; Metazoa; Chordata; Mammalia; Rodentia; Bathyergidae
Gene: Adamts14
Product: ADAM metallopeptidase with thrombospondin type 1 motif 14
Exons: 22
Biological process (GO): extracellular matrix organization; proteolysis
Cellular component (GO): extracellular matrix
Molecular function (GO): metalloendopeptidase activity
Source: RefSeq, a predicted model, not a curated record
UGCCUGCUGCCCUGUGCGCUGUGCGCCGUUGCAGGCAGCCGGACCCCAGAGCCGCGCUUCUCUGGAAAGCUCAGUGACUAUGCUGUGACUGUGCCUUGCAGCACAGAUUUUCAGGGACGCUUCCUCUCCCAUGUAGUGUCUGCUUCAGCCGAAGCAUCUGCAGGGAGCGUGGUAGUGGACAGGACACCCAUCCCACCACUGCGCUCCAGGCACCUCCGGGUGGCUCGCAGCCCUCUGAGCCCGGACAGAGGGACUUCGCCACCUGGUGAGGUACAGCGUUACUUCCUCUACUUCAACGUGACCGUUUUUGGGAAGGAGCUGCAUUUGCACCUUCGGCCCAACCGGAGGCUGGUGGUGCCAGGAGCCUCAGUAGAGUGGCAGGAGGAUUUUCAGGAGCUGUUCCGACAUCCCUUGCAGCAGGAGUGUGUGUACACUGGAGGUGUCACUGGAAUGCCAGGGGCAGCUGUUGCCAUCAGUAACUGUGACGGAUUGGCUGGCCUCAUCCGCACGGACAGCACUGACUACUUCAUUGAGCCUCUGGAGCGGGGCCAGCGGCAGAAGGAGGCUGGUGGGAGGACCCACGUGGUGUACCGCCGGGAAGCCAUCCAGCGGGGCAGGACAGAGCCUCACCACGACCUUCACAAUGAAGCCUUCGGCCUGGGCGACCUUCCCAACCUGCUGGGCCUGGUGGGGGACCAGCUGGGCGACACGGAGCGGAAGCGGCGCCACGCCAAGCCGAGCAGCUACAACAUCGAGGUGCUGCUAGCAGUGGAUGACUCGGUGGUUCGCUUCCAUGGCAGAGAGCAUGUGCAGAACUAUGUGCUCACCCUCAUGAACAUCGUGGAUGAGAUUUACCACGAUGAGUCCCUGGGUGCCCACAUGAACAUCGCCCUUGUCCGCUUGAUCAUGGUCGGCUACCGGCAGUCCCUGAGCCUCAUUGAACGCGGGAACCCUGCCCGAAGCCUGGAGCAGGUGUGUCGCUGGGCACACUCCCAGCAGCGCCAAGACCCCGGCCAUGCUGAGCACCAUGACCACGUUGUCUUCCUCACACGGCAGAACUUUGGGCCCUCAGGGUAUGCGCCUGUCACUGGCAUGUGCCACCCCCUGAGAAGUUGUGCCCUCAACCAUGAGGAUGGCUUCUCCUCGGCUUUUGUGGUGGCCCACGAGACCGGCCACGUGCUUGGCAUGGAACACGACGGGCAGGGGAAUGGCUGUGCGGAUGAGACCAGCCUGGGCAGUGUCAUGGCGCCCCUGGUGCAGGCUGCCUUCCACCGCUUCCACUGGUCCCGCUGUAGCAAGCUGGAGCUCAGCCGCUACCUCCCGUCCUACGACUGCCUCCUCGAUGACCCCUUUGAGCCCUCCUGGCCCCAGCCCCCGGAGCUGCCUGGGAUUGACUACUCAAUGGAUGAGCAGUGCCGCUUUGACUUCGGCACUGGAUACCAGAUCUGCUUGGCAUUCAGGACCUUUGAGCCUUGCAAGCAGCUGUGGUGCAGCCACCCUGACAACCCAUACUUCUGCAAGACCAAGAAGGGGCCCCCGCUGGACGGAACUGAGUGUGAACCAGGCAAGUGGUGCUUCAAAGGUCAUUGCAUCUGGAAGUCGCCGGAGCAGACUUACGGCCAGGAUGGAGGCUGGAGCUCCUGGACCAAGUUUGGGUCAUGUUCUCGGUCCUGUGGCGGCGGAGUGCGAUCCCGUAGUCGGAGCUGUGACAACCCGCCCCCAGCCUAUGGAGGCCGCCCAUGCUCAGGACCCUUGUUUGAGUACCAGAUCUGCAAUAGCAAGGACUGUCCUGGGCCUUAUGAGGACUUCCGGGCCCAGCAGUGUGCCAAGCGCAACUCCUACUACAUCCACCAGAAUGCCAAGCACAGCUGGGUCCCCUAUGAGCCGGAUGACGACACCCAGAAGUGUGAGCUGAUCUGCCAGUCGGUGGACACAGGUGAGGUGGUGUACAUGAACCAGGUGGUCCACGACGGGACGCGCUGCAGCUAUCGCGAUCCAUACAGCGUCUGUGCCCGCGGCGAGUGUGUGCCCAUGGGCUGUGACAAGGAGGUGGGGUCCAUGAAGGCAGAUGACAAGUGUGGAGUCUGUGGCGGUGACAACUCCCACUGCAGGACCGUGAAGGGGACGCUGGGCAAAGCCUCCAAGCAGGCAGCAGCUCUCAAACUGGUGCAGAUACCAGAGGGUGCCAGACACAUCCAGAUCGAGACGCUGGAAAAGGCCCCCCACCGCCUUGUGGUGAAGAACCAGGUCACCGGCAGCUUCAUCCUCAACCCCAAGGGCAAGGAAGCCUUUAGCCGGACCUUCACUGCGCUGGGCCUGGAGUGGGAGCAUGAGGUGGAAGAUGCCAAGGACAGCCUCAAGACCAGUGGGCCCCUGCCCGAAGCCAUUGCUGUCCUGGUGCUCCCCCCAGCUGAGGGUAGCCCCCGAGGCAGCCUCGCCUACAAGUACAUCAUCCAUGAGGACCUGCUGCCCCUCAUCGGGAGCAACAAUGUGCUCCUGGAGGAGACAGACACCUACGAGUGGGCGCUCAAGAGCUGGGCCCCCUGCACCAAAGCCUGCGGAGGAGGUAUCCAGUUCACCAAGUACGGCUGCCGGCGCAGACGGGACCACCACAUGGUGCAGCAGCACUUGUGUGACCCCCGGAAGAGGCCCAAGCCCAUCCGCCGGCGCUGCAACCAGCACCUGUGCCCUCAGCCUGAGUGGGUGAUGGAGGAAUGGAGUGCCUGUAGCCGGAGCUGCGGGAAGCUGGGAGUGCAGAUUCGGGGGGUACAGUGCCUCCUGCCCCUCUCCAAUAGCACCCAUAAGGCCAUGCCAGCCAAAGCCUGUCCUGGUGCCCGGCCUGAAGCCCGGAGGCCCUGCCUCCGCAUUCCCUGCCCAGCCCAGUGGCGAACAGGAGCCUGGUCCCAGUGCUCUGCCACCUGUGGAGCGGGCGUCCAGCAGCGGCAGGUGGUGUGCAGGACCACCGCCAACACCCUCAGGCAGUGCGAGGGGGACAAGCCGGGCACUGUGCAGGUCUGCAGCCUGCCCGCCUGUGAAGGAAACCUCCAGAACUCCACGGCAACAGCAGAGAUCCAGGAGCUUGUGACCCUGGAGGGACGGCACAUGUCGGAGUCGGGGCCUCUGCCUCCUGUGAACCAGCGAUCACCAACAGAGCCCUGCGUGGGGGACAGGUCCAUCUUCUGCCAGAUGGAAGCGCUUGAUCACCACUGUGCCAUCCCUGGCUACUACCGGCUGUGCUGCGAGUCCUGCUCCAAAAAGGCCUCAGGCCCCAACACCAGCCCGGACCCUGGCCUGCCCUCCACACCUACCGUCCCCACUCCUGGGAGCCCUUCACCACAAUCCAAGACCACUCCCAACGUCAUGGAGCCCACCAUGGAGCCGGCAGGACUGGAUGACCAUCAGCAUGGCCAACCCACACAGCUCCCGGGGCCACCAGAUAGGAGGUCCUCAGUCACCCUGCCCCACUUGGUCCCCCAGACCCUGAGCCCCAGAGCAUUUGGGGGCACCUCCCCUGCCACCCCUCAGGGACCACCUUGGGGCUGGACCCUUGCAGCUGUGCCAGCCUCUGAGGACCAAGGGCAGCCCAGAGAGGAAUCAAGGCAUCUGGGCACCAGCCUUCCCACCACCUCCCCAGUGACAUGAGCCACACCACACUAUCCUGUCAGUCACGUUUACACUCCUUGUGCUGCCCCGGUGACCCCAGCUCAGAGGAUCCAUGCAGCGGGGUAGGGGCAAGCACAGACUUCCUUUUAAAUUAUUUGCCUCUUGUUCCUAUUUGGGGCUGUGACACUCUCUCCCCCAUGACAGAGGGUGGGAGGAAGAAGAUCAGGGAAAGCCUGAACCGGACAUACCUCAGCCAGCAGUCCCCAGACUGAACCUCUCAGGAUUCCUGGGGCCUUUGAGGGUCGAGGGUCGGCCAGCGCCCUUCCCCAAAGCCACCAGGCCCCAGGCAGCUCUGAAGAUAAUGCUGGGAGCUGUCAGGGUGCCUGCUUUCCCAGGACUUGGGAGGACCCCUGUUUAGGCCCCAGAAUGGCAAAGCAGGCAGAGGGAGGUAGAGACUGCCCACUGGGCAGGCUGGGGAAGGACCUGUAGCGAACGUGAUGGCCAGCUUCCCCGGGUUGGGCAUAGAGGGCAGACAAGUUCACCUCAGGCCCCGCUGUCCUCAGCCAAGAGCCCCACGCAGCUUCACAAGCCAAGGCUGGGGAGAGGCCAGCUCACCUCUGCUGGGAGUGCAGUGUUCAUGGCCGCACUUUGCUACUGUGGCUGUCACUUCUGUUAUUUCUGGUGAUUCCGUGUUACAGACUGGUCAUAUGCCCAGCCCAGAGGAGGGGUCAGGUUCUGCUGGCCCCCAAGUCCUCAUCAUCGGGGGUUCCCGAACUGGUGCUGGACCCCGGCUGGACCAGGAAUCGGCCCUGCAUGGCUAGGAGUAGGCCGGCCUAGAAGACGCCUGGGACACACAGGAGACGUGACUUCUCGGGCUGUGCCCCUCGGCCAUCGUCCUCUGCCGCUGUCUGCUCCUGCUGGAGUCAGGGAUCCUCUCCUGCUUGGCUUGAACCAGGCCAGGGUGUGUGGUGCUCUGAGGACCAGAGUCUGCUGAGCCAGGUCCAGAGGAAGACAAGGGUGAGAGCCCGGCCUCUGCCCCGAAACUGGGGUGAGGAGGGCACACUAACCCAUGGUGCUGCAGGCCCUCAGCCAGGCCAGCCAUCCUCCCUGCUACCUCCUGGGCCCUCUGGCCCUUGGGAAGUAGCCCUGGCUUUUAGGCUUCCCGGGGUCCUCACUCCUAGGGCCUGGAGGGAUCUCCAAGCUCUCAGCAGGUGAUCCCAGCUCAUAGAGGUGCUUGUCACACUCCCUUCCCAGAUAAGAAGAGGAGGAGCAAUGGUGCCGUGCCCUGCAGCCUCCUUGGGGAGUAGAAGUCCUGAGGCCCUAGGUGUUCUCCCAGGGAUGCCCUCCCUUCUAUAGGUUGCUGGGGCAUACACCAAAUCAUUCCUGUAAGGACUAGCCUGGCCUGGUAUAAACCCUGUGCCUCGGAGACCCAGCUCUCUUAAUGUUAUGUAUUUAUUAACAUUGCCCUUGGUGCUUUGUUUUGGACCCCAAAAGCACUUCUGUGUGUUUUUCUUUUUUUCUUCUCUGUUUUGGGGCAAGGGGACAAUGGAGCCAGAACUGUAAGGGGCUGGGCUGGACGGUAGCAAGAUGGUGAGGGGUGGGAUGGCAGGGAGGGCACCACCGAGGAGCUGGGUGGCCUUUCAGGUCACCACCCAAAGGGUGGAGAUGCCUGGGAGGUAGUUUUGGCAUCAACAGCAACAAAAGUGUUCAGAUACUCAGAGUUUUUCAAAUUUCCCUUCAGGAGCUACCCUUCUGUAAGCAGCUGCCAUCAGGCCUAGGAGUAUCCCUGAGGUGACCCAGCACACCUCAGGGAAACUGAGCCAGGGAGAUGCUAGUGCAGGCCUCUGAAGCAAUCUCAGGAUGACUCAGGCAGGACUUCUGUGAGCUCAGAGCCCAGAGUAUGGCCAAACAGAGGAGGAUCGUGGGCCCUCCACAGACUUCCUCUUGGUCUGGUGCAGUUAUGCCAUGGAGGUCAUGUGGGCUGAAUGGGGCCCUCUAAGAGCCCUGGUAGCCCAGCUCUAACAGCGAUCCCGGCACACUGCAGGGGGCAGCAGUAACUCAUGGAACAACAUGCCCACGUGUCCCUGUCUUGUGCCCGGGGCAGAUGUUGCCAAUUUAUCACCGCAUCAUUCCCUCUGAGCCCAGUUCCACCCCAAGAAUCCUCCACAUAAUGCUCUGGGCAGUGGACACUGACCAUUGACAUUGUCAGGACAGGGAGCCAGGAGUAUUGGGUCAGUAAUUUAAAAUUUGCAGCACUGGAAAUCCUCCCCCAAUCAGUAUCUCAGGCAGAAGCAUAGCAUCUAGAAGCAGAAUCGCAGCACCUGAACGGAGGAGGAGGGACCCGGAAACCAAGCCCAGGAUCCUGCACAGGGCCGGGUGUGGGGUGAGACAUCUCCAGGAAGGCUUCAGGAGAUUGCAUUCUGAGGGGCCACUGCUCCCCUGCAAAAGGAGAAUGGAAACUGACUUGCCAGGCCAACCUCUGAAAUCAGAGACUGUGGGCUUUCUGAGGACGAGGGGCCUCCCAGGAGUGAGGUGGAUCACUGGGUUCUUCCUGAGUAGGGAUUAGGGGAACCAAUCAGCUUGGGGGACAAGGGAGCUGUUGCCUGUGCACAGCAGUGGGCUUUGCCAGAGCCCAGGCCCUCAGCCUGGGGUCCUCCCACUUCUCCUGCCUCUCUGUGGCCUGCCCACCCCUGCAGGUCAACAGCUGUCCAGACUCGGCUUGGGCCAUGGGACCCCAGCCACAGGUUACCUGCCUCUGUCCAGGGUACAGAACACUACAGGAGAGCAUUACACGGCCUAGGAUGUGGUUCAGUGGUAGAGCACUUGCCUAGCACUUAGGAGGCCCUGGGUUCCACCCGCCCACUGGAGGGAGGGAGAGAUUCACUCUACCCUAACAAAGGAAGCAAGUGAACUAAUUUCCAGAAGGUGACAAGCCUCUCUGGACUCAGGCCACACAGUGUCUGUCCCAUCUUUGGUGAGAUGUGAGUGGAAGUGAGCACCCUAAGAGCAGGUAAGGAAGUACUAGUGAGAUGUUAAUAGAUGUUUAUGGAGAAGCAUGAGCUUUAGAAUCACUGCCACCCUGUGCAUGAGGGGAGUUUAAAAAGCAAGACCCAUUUGCAGUAGCAUCAAGAACACCAAAUACUAUGCACUGAAAUCUAUAAAGUAUUGUGGAGAAAAACUUAAGAAUCCUGUGUAAAGUAGGCCAUGCCUCUAAAUAAAAAAAUCUCAGUAUUGUUAAGACACCUGUCCUUCCCCGGGGCGAUCAUACUCUGGAUGUGAUCUGCCACCUUCUUGACCAGGGAGCCUAGCAAGUCCUCACCAUGGUGUCCUCCAUGUGUAACUGGCCUCCUUGGGGCUCCAGCCUGUGUCUUCAUGUGGGACUCAGCUAGUGAGCCCUGCGGGCUCUUAGUGUGGAGGGGACAAGAGGGCUGGGCCUCAAGGAGGGCAGGAGACUCCUCCAGGGGGCAGCUCAGCCUCCACCUGUUCCUUGGAAGCAACCCAGCCAUGGGGGGGGGUGGCUCUGGGCUCUUUCUUGUUGCAAACCCCCUAGAACUGAACCUCCAGGCCUUGUGACUUACACAGUAGGCAGGGGAGGGGAUAGGUACAGAGCCUGGGUUACCUGACCUGGAGCUGGGUAGGCGCUUCCUGCAAAGCUCCUGCCCCCUGUCUGUGUUCAGGUGCCUGUGUCUUGGGGCCAGGAGUGUGCGUUGUGGGGGUGGAAAGAGAAAUGGCAGGUAAGAAUGUGACUGGAUGGUGCCCAGGGAUGCACCUGCCACUGACCAGAUGUUUCCAUGGCCCACCCCCAAAUCCUUCUGUCUUUUAAAACUUCACGCGUGAACUACGUGUUCAUUACUGACAAAAUUUAAAACCUGAUGAGAAAUAAAAUCCGUUUACCAAGGGGUAACCACAAACUAACAAUUUUAUAAUUCUUCUAGAUGUGUGCAUGCAUGUAAAUAUACCUACUACACACACACACACACACACACACAGUGGCCAUUACAGUGCCUGCCAUUGUAAUUUGGUCUCCCCACACCACUGUCCUGCAGUAAUACAGUGAACUGCAUCUUUCCAUCAU